Molecule: messenger RNA, 1220 nt
Organism: Botrytis porri
Lineage: Eukaryota; Fungi; Ascomycota; Leotiomycetes; Helotiales; Sclerotiniaceae
Exons: 5
Coding region: 353-1024 (223 amino acids)
Biological process (GO): protein peptidyl-prolyl isomerization; protein folding
Molecular function (GO): peptidyl-prolyl cis-trans isomerase activity
Source: RefSeq, a predicted model, not a curated record
CCCCCUCCUUCCGAUCGAUUCCUUCUCUUUCCCUUCCAUUCAAUCUAACCAAUCCUUUCCAGUGACAACCCGAAGAAUAUCCCUGAACAUUUCACCUUGUUUUCUUGAUUUGCUUUGGUAUUAGUACGCUCACCCUCUCUUGCCCCAUCUACUGGUCAUUCGUGCUACGACGACUGCUACUACCGUACCUUGCCUUGCCUUGUUACUUCACUCACUCACUCACUCACACACACGCACACACACACACACACACAUUCCCACGCACGCCUCAUAUUCACCACCACCUUUUUUACCCUGCCCCACCAGAGAACUAAUUCAACCAAUUAGGGAGCUCCUAACAACUUCGCUAAAAAUGCUAUUCGUGCCCCGCACUGCUUCUGUGUUGAAAAGCACUUCGCUGCCCCUCCUUCGCAACACCUUCAUCAACAACUCUUUCAACUCCAUCUCUUCAAGACAAUUUCACGCAACUAAAUCAAAUAUGGCCAUUUCAACUUUCUUCGAUGUUACCUGGGAGGGUCCAGUCCUUGACGCUUCCGGAAAGGCUACCUCUACUAUCCAAGAGCAAGCUGGAAGAAUUAAGUUCACCCUUUACGAUGAUGUAGUCCCAAAGACCGCUGAGAACUUCCGUGCUCUCUGCACUGGUGAGAAGGGUUUCGGAUACGAGGGUUCUUCCUUCCACAGAAUCAUUCCUCAAUUCAUGCUUCAAGGAGGUGACUUCACCCGUGGCAACGGUACCGGUGGAAAGUCAAUCUACGGUGAGAAGUUCGCCGAUGAGAACUUCGAGCGAAAGCACACCCGUCCAGGUCUUCUCUCCAUGGCCAACGCUGGACCAAACACCAACGGCUCCCAAUUCUUCGUUACCACCGUUGUUACCAGCUGGUUGGAUGGCAAGCACGUCGUCUUCGGUGAGGUUGCCGAUGAUGAGUCCUUGAAGAUUGUCAAGGCUCUCGAGGCCACCGGAUCCGGCAGUGGAAAGGUUCAAUACAACAAGAAGCCAACCAUUGUCAAGUCUGGCCAACUAUAAAUGCAUUUACUAGCGAGUGUACCGGUGGCAGGUGGUUUUUGAGCCCGACAUCGUUCGGUAAUCUUCAUUAUGAUUAGCUAUCUGGCGGAAUGAAUGACGAAAAGUAAUGCAACGGAUUUUACUAAAUUAUUCUGUUUUUUGUAUGUGACAUCUACCUAUGUGAUUAGAGGCCUGAAUUUUUGAUGCUUCCCAUUUG